This is a messenger RNA of Leptonychotes weddellii (Weddell seal), 836 nucleotides long. The record is from RefSeq and is a predicted model, not a curated record. NCBI's taxonomy places the organism in Eukaryota, Metazoa, Chordata, Mammalia, Carnivora, Phocidae.
ACUGGGCUUCCGAGGUACUGUGCACACAGACAUCAGCGGGCGAGGAGCUGGUGCCGAGGGCUUUGGCAAGGCUGGGGGCGCAGAGGAGUGGAGACUCAUGUCGCCCCCGUCCCCUGUGCAGGCGCUGAGGCUGUGGAGACCCGGAGUCGCCACAGCUCGUACCCCGCGGGGACCGAGGAGGAGGAAGGGGUGGAGGAGGAAGAGCUCAGCCCUUUCCGGGGGCGCUCGAGCUCAGCGCCCCCCAACCUCUGUGCUGCACUGCGCUAUGGCCGCGAGCUCCGGAGGAUGAGCGACGAGUUCCAGGGCUCCUUCAAGGGACUUCCUCGCCCGAAGAGCGCGGGCACAGCGACGCAGAUGCGACAAAGCCCCAGCUGGACGCGCGUCAUCCAGUCCUGGUGGGAUUGGAACUUGGGGCGAGGAGGCUCCGCCCCCUCCCAAUGACCAGUCCCACAGCCCGAAACUCUCCCCCCUUCCCGGCGCCGCCGGCGGCCAUCUUGGGUGUGGGCGGAAGUCUUUUCCGCAGGCUUUAUGCAAGAAAGAGGAUCAGUUCUUUCCUUUUCGAAGGAGGCGAUCUGACCCAAAGGCCGAAUUCCCUUCCGGUGUGUACGAGGAGUACGGAGGGGUUUGGCCCCGUCGGAAGUUUUGAAGUUUAGCCGCCCUUAGCCGCCGGAAGUGGCCCCGUGACCCCGCCCCCGGCGCUGGGCUACGCCUAGCGUCUGCACCAAGUUGCAAGCCGGAAAAGCCCUAACUUCACCAGAGCCCUUUCCUCCGCGGUAUCGCUGCGGGCCAUCGCUCGCAACGAAAUGUGCUAAUAAAGCCCGCGUUUGUGCCUCCGA